AUGCCUACUGCUUCAGAGCGUAUUAACGCCUUGAACCCCUUCUCCAAGAAGGAGUCUCAUAGCGCUGGCUCUAUCACGACAUACAAGGUCCUGACUACUCUGUCUUGGCUCCUCUCCCUGAUCGUCUCCGUCUACUACGUCGCCUACAGGGCCCACGAUGGCCACACGAUCGUCAGAAGCAUCUGGGAUGAGAACUGGCUGUACCCGACUGCCUUCACCCUCAACUCGGUCAUCGUCGAUAUCUACUGGAUCGUGCUCUUCAUCCUCCAAAUCGGAUAUGUUGCCCACCUCUUCUCCAACAACACCGACUACGUGAACGCUGCGGCCAGCGUUGGAUCCCACUUCAUCUUCAACAACCUCUUGCACUUCGCUUUCGUCAUGCUUUUCGUGCGCGAGCACUUCGCCUGGGCCGAGGUCAUCUUGAUCAUCAACUUCUUCAACUUGUCGUCGCUUUACUUCCGCCACAACACCUACCCGCGCUUCAUCCACUGGCCUGUCGUGUCCGCUCCUCUGGCUUGGACUUUCGUGGCCGUCUACUGGAACGGCGCCAUCAUGGUUCCCCACCCUCACUCACUUGUUGCGCGCAUCUUCGGCAACAUCUUUGUCUGGUCUAUCCUUGUCUACGGCGGAUUCUUCAUCACCAUCUACAAGGACUACACCAUGGGUUUCUCUCUCAGUGUGCUCUCCGCCGCUCUUGGUGUCGCGCAAUUUGAGCGCCAGGUUGUUGCAUUCCAGUGGAUCUUCGCCUUCACCAUCAUGGCCGUCCUGUUCGUCGCGACGCUCGUCAUCGCCUACCCGGCCUGGUCUGGCAAUGAGUACUCCUGGCCCCGCCGUUCUGCCCCCGCCGACCAGGAGCGCGCUCCCCUUUUGGCCGACGACCAGGCAUUCCCCUUUCCCAUCAACAUUGGGACCGACAUUUGUCAAGUCUCGCGCAUCUACCGACUCCUAGCCGGGGACAGGGGAACGAGGUUCCUCCAGCGCGUCUUCACUCAGGAUGAGCGCGCCCUGGUCCCCUCAUUGAACGGCAAACGCCAGUCUCUAGAUACCUUCCAAAACAACGAUUUCGAAGCCUUGAAGAAGCAUGACCCAUCCCUAUGGAAGACAGCUGCCCAUGUAGCCGGGAGGUUCGCGGCGAAGGAAGCCGCGUUCAAGGCGCACCCUUUCAGACGACUUUCCUUUCACGACAUCACCAUCGUCAGGAGAGGAACUCUGGAGGAUAGAAAGGAUGUCAACGGCAGCGGCCCGCCGGUUGCUGUGAUUCGCGGCGAGAGGGAGGGCGAGCCGGGGCAGAUUGCCCAGGUUUCUAUUAGCCAUGACGGGGACUAUGCUACCGCUGUCUGCUUGGCGUAUGAGCCGCCUGCUAAGGGUAAAGAGACGAAGAAAUCAGAUCCGUGA
Molecule: messenger RNA, 1395 nt
Organism: Colletotrichum karsti
Lineage: Eukaryota; Fungi; Ascomycota; Sordariomycetes; Glomerellales; Glomerellaceae
Product: ATP synthase F0
Exons: 6
Coding region: 1-1395 (464 amino acids)
Biological process (GO): fatty acid biosynthetic process
Molecular function (GO): holo-[acyl-carrier-protein] synthase activity; magnesium ion binding
Source: RefSeq, a predicted model, not a curated record